UCAAGGCACGAGCCGACCUAAACCGCAAGAGGAAGAAGAGAACCAGACAGAGCCGCAUCGAGGAGAUGGCCAUGGCGAGGCGGAGGCUUCUCGCGCUCGCGUGCCGGUUCCAGAGGAGGGCUCCCGCGCCGGCGGCGACGCAUCCGUGGCGGCGAGCCCUGCCUCGGUUCCUCUCCUCUGCGGCGGCGGGCCCCCUCGACCGCUUAAAGUCGCCGCCUUUCUCGCGCCCGCCGGCCAGGAGCCCUGCCUCCUCCCCGUGGGAUCGAUUCGGAGGAGGGCAGAAGAGGACCAUGUUCAUCCAGACGCAGUCGACCCCAAAUCCGCAGUCACUCAUGUUCUAUCCUGGAAAGCCAGUUAUGGAAGUUGGGAGCUCCGAUUUCCCUAAUGCUCGGACCGCGAUGACAUCCCCUUUGGCGAAGGCGCUGUUCGCGGUUGAUGGAGUUACCAGAGUAUUCUUUGGAUCUGAUUUUGUUACUGUAACAAAGUCAGAAGAAACUUCUUGGGAUUAUCUUAAACCUGAGAUUUUUGCUUCAAUAAUGGAUUUUUACUCAUCUGGGCAACCACUUUUUCUGGACUCAAAUGCUGCAGCCUCUAUGGACACAGCAAUUCAUGAGGAUGAUUCGGAAAUAGUUGCUAUGAUAAAAGAAUUGUUGGAGACUCGCAUUCGACCAGCUGUUCGAGAUGAUGGUGGUGACAUUGAAUACCAAGGAUUUGAUCCAGAAUCAGGGAUAGUUAAGCUAAAAAUGCAAGGAGCCUGCAGCGGCUGUCCAAGUUCAUCAGUCACGUUGAAGUCUGGGAUAGAAAACAUGCUUAUGCAUUAUGUGCCUGAGGUGAAAGGAGUAGAGCAGGAGUUUGAUGGUGAUGAGGAAGCUGAACUGACUGGCCAGAUGGAAUGAGAAUUUUUCCUGGUUUUAUAAGGGUCAACCACAGCUUCUUCUCAAGUUGUUCAACAAACUUUGCACUUACGAUAUGUUCGGGGAAUUUUAACCUCCCAAAACCAAAACCGUAGGGUAUUGAUAUGUUUGUUUUUGUGAGAAAAGACCAGGAAUGGCCUGAACAUUUUGCGAUGAUUAGCAGUCAGCACCAAUCUUGAUGUAUGCAGGAGACAGACUAUCAUGGAUACCGGAGAGGCAGCAGUAGCCUGAACCAGCAUCAGUUGCACUAGUAUCCGAAUAAAGUGACACAGUGAAUUCAUCUUUUA
Messenger RNA from Phragmites australis (common reed), 1201 nucleotides. RefSeq names its product nifU-like protein 4, mitochondrial. Gene Ontology annotation, molecular function: iron-sulfur cluster binding; iron ion binding. Gene Ontology annotation, cellular component: mitochondrion. Gene Ontology annotation, biological process: iron-sulfur cluster assembly. The transcript is spliced from 6 exons. The record is from RefSeq and is a predicted model, not a curated record. The coding region runs from base 66 to 896 and encodes 276 amino acids. NCBI's taxonomy places the organism in Eukaryota, Viridiplantae, Streptophyta, Magnoliopsida, Poales, Poaceae.